AUCUCAUGUUCUUUUAUCCCUUUUAACACCAAACCCUUUACUAAUCUCUAUCCAUAAACUCACACACAAACACACCCACGCGUGCAUAUAUAUAUAUAUAUACACACACAUAUAUAUCUAUCUACAUAUAUAAAUGUAUAACAUGGAAGAUAUUGAUCACUAUCAACAACAAAAGACGACAACAAAGCUAAAGAUCUUUGGCUUCAAUGUAUCCGAAGACGAAGAAGUUGAUUCCACCAAAACACCUUCCGGAUCACCACCGGACUCCGUCGCCGACGGCCGGAAAUACGAGUGUCAAUACUGCUGCCGUGAGUUUGCUAACUCCCAAGCAUUGGGUGGUCAUCAAAACGCCCAUAAGAAAGAACGUCAACAGUUGAAACGUGCACAAAUGCAAGCAACUCGAAACGCUGCCGUUUCAUAUAUUAGAAACCCUAUUAUCUCUGCCUUUGCUCCGCCGCCUCACCUCCUUACUCAGACCGGUCCGAUGGUCAUCCCGUCGUCCGCCGUCGCGUCACCGUCGUGGGUUUAUGUUCCACGCGCCGCCCCUGGGUUCCACGUGUCGCAUGGAUGUGUUUUGCCAUCGGCUUCAUCGCUACCGUCUAAUGGGAGAGGACCAGGGGCGUUAUCGUAUGCCGGCGGUGUAGGGGAGUCGUCGUUGACUAACGUUGGACCUCAGCCUAAUAACCGAGUUCAUCACGAAGAUGGGCCUUUGUUGAGUAGGUUUUCUAGGGGGGAUGGUGGGCCUAGCUUUGAUGAUACAUUUGGGCUUGAUUUGCAUCUUAGCCUUUAGGGUUUAGCCUCGCCACAAGUUGAGUCGCUUGACUUGGCUUGGCUAAUGGCUCGGCUUGGGUCGGGUCGGGUUGGGUUUUAAAGGGGGGAAUGGUGGGCCUAGCUUUGAUGAUACAUUCGGGCUUGAUUUUGCGUUUGAGCCUUUAGCCUCACAACGUCUUGAGUUGAGCCACUUGGCUUGGCUCAGUUCUGGUCGGAUCGGGUCGGUUCAUGAAUUUAGUUUAGUAUGUGAAGGAUCACAACUAUAAGUUGUUAGGCUUCAUUGUAAACUCGGCUCGGAUAAGCCGGGGUGUCGAAUUUUCACCCGCUCGGAUCUUGUAAAUUCUGAUUUAUUUGUUUAUUUUGUUGAAAUAAAUUGCUUUAGUCAAGUAUUAUAUUCA
This is a messenger RNA of Helianthus annuus (common sunflower), 1169 nucleotides long. RefSeq names its product zinc finger protein GIS3. Gene Ontology annotation, cellular component: nucleus. The coding region runs from base 134 to 790 and encodes 218 amino acids. The record is from RefSeq and is a predicted model, not a curated record. Gene Ontology annotation, biological process: trichome morphogenesis; gibberellic acid mediated signaling pathway; cytokinin-activated signaling pathway. The transcript has a single exon. NCBI's taxonomy places the organism in Eukaryota, Viridiplantae, Streptophyta, Magnoliopsida, Asterales, Asteraceae. Gene Ontology annotation, molecular function: transcription cis-regulatory region binding; DNA-binding transcription factor activity.